This is a messenger RNA of Symbiodinium natans, 1092 nucleotides long. Lineage: Eukaryota; Dinophyceae; Suessiales; Symbiodiniaceae. The record is from the annotation of a GenBank genome assembly.
AUGACAGCUGUUCAGCGGAGCUGGCAGCAAGUGAAGGAGAUGGGCACGGACGUCUUUGGCGGUCUGUUUUACAAGAGGUUCUUCCAGCUGGAGCCCGCAGCCACGUCUUUGUUUCCAUUGUCUUUGCGCUCGCGCUACAAGAAUUGGGACUCAGACCAGCAAGAAACCGAAGAUCUUUCGGAGUCUCCCGAAGUGAUUGGUAGUGCCGUCGCGGGACUCCAAGAUACGGCCAAGAUGGUUCCCAUGCUCCGGGAGUUGGGGCUGUAUGGCCUCAAGGCUGAGUAUUUCGAUCUGGCUGGUACGGUGCUGCUUGAAGUGCUGGCAGAGUGGCUUGGAGACAGCUUCAACCGGGAGGUCGAGAACACGUGGGUCAUGGUCUCCGGCUUUGUGAUCGCAACCAUCGCCUCCGGCUUCACGUCGGCGCUGGCGGACAUCAAAGCCAAGCAGGCGGAAUUGGCUCAGUUCAAUCAGCCACCCACUCCUGGCUCCACGGCUGGCUCCAUCCGGCUUCCUUGUGACAAGGCAAGCGAUGCUGGGAGUGCUCAGGCCGGAGGAUCUGCAGAUUUUGGCACCCAAUCUGCCCAUACGCCCAUUGCAAGCGUGCGUGACUCGGCCUCUGGAAAUGAUCAGUUUUCGAUGAGCGAGGCGAGCAAAGGCAACAACUACCCCCCUCGGCUGAAAAUUCUCGUGGAUGGCUCCAGUGGAGGUUGCUACGGCAUUGAGUGGACGCUGACAGAGAGCGGCCGUCUUGUGCACAACAGCCACUACGAUCCGGAGUGGCACGUCGAUGCCAUGGGGCCCAGCUACAAAGGGGGCUUCUCCAAACGCUCGGUGACCUAUUCCUUCAUGCCGGGGCAGGGUGCAGUAGGAGAAGCCUUUGCAAGAAAGGAGCUUAUCUUCUUACAGGAAGUCCAGAGGCUCAAUCGACACCUCUCCACCCCCUUCCAGCGUGCGGACUUGGCCAAGGAGUUCGGCAUCCACUCGAUUUUGUUUGUGCCUUAUCCUGAUGGAGUUUUGGAGAUCGGUUCCACCAAGAAGUUCGCGACAAGCGCAGACUUCCUCCCUCGAAAUCUCCUGACGGAUUGUUCCUGA